This is a messenger RNA of Colossoma macropomum (tambaqui), 1488 nucleotides long. RefSeq names its product tropomodulin 2 (gene tmod2). Gene Ontology annotation, molecular function: tropomyosin binding. The coding region runs from base 181 to 1221 and encodes 346 amino acids. The transcript is spliced from 10 exons. NCBI's taxonomy places the organism in Eukaryota, Metazoa, Chordata, Actinopteri, Characiformes, Serrasalmidae. Gene Ontology annotation, biological process: myofibril assembly; pointed-end actin filament capping; muscle contraction. The record is from RefSeq and is a predicted model, not a curated record. Gene Ontology annotation, cellular component: striated muscle thin filament; myofibril.
UUCCUGCGUCGCCGCCCUUAGUGAGAGCGAGAAAGUGGAGAGAAAAUAAUUUCUGGUGCUUCUUGACAGAAAAAAGGGGCGACAGAGGUCUGUAGAGGAGCCGAACCAGCUUAUUAAGAUCUUGAAUCGUACUGGACGGAGGUCUGCCUUGCUGUAGCUGCACCCUGGAAGGUCGUAACCAUGGCGCUCUCGUUUAAGAAAGAUCUGGAAAAGUACAAAGAGAUCGACGAGGAUGAAAUCCUCAAUAAACUCUCCGAGGAGGAGCUCAAGCAGCUGGAGAGUGCUCUGGAGGAGAUGGACCCUGAGAAUGCCCUGCUCCCUGCAGGCCUGAGGCAGAAGGACCAGACGUUGAAGACACCGACAGGACCGUUUAACCGAGAUAGACUGCUGCAGUACCUGGAGAAAGAGGCGAUGGAGUACAAAGACAGAGACGACGUCGUUCCCUUCACCGGAGAGAAGAAAGGAAAAGUGUGGGUGCCUAAACAGCAGCCGAUCGAGACACGCAAGGAGGAAGUGACGACUCUUGAUCCGGAGCUAGAAGAGGCGUUGUCCAGCGCUACUGACACUGAGCUAUGUGACCUGGCAGCUAUCCUUGGAGUGCACACACUGGUGACGAGUACACAAAGCUAUGACGGGACCACCAGCACAGACGGCUACAACAAUGUAAUUAAAGGGGAAAAAGUGAAGCCAGUUUUUGACGAGCCGCCCAACCCGACUAACGUGGAGGAAACUCUGCAGAGGAUAAAAGCCAACGACCCCUCGCUCACGGAGGUCAACCUCAACAACAUUAAGAACGUUCCCAUCCCCACACUGAAGGACUUUGCCAAAGCCCUGGAGAAGAACACACACGUGAAGAAGUUCAGUCUAGCGGCGACACGCAGCAACGACCCCAUUGCAGUGGCUUUUGGAGACAUGCUGAGAGAGAAUAAGACGCUGAGGAGUUUGAAUCUGGAGUCGAAUUUCAUCACCAGCGCUGGAGUUCAGGCGCUCGUGGAGGCUCUGCGAGACAAUGACACGCUCUCCGAGAUCAAGAUCGAUAACCAGAGGCAGCAGCUGGGCACCACAGUGGAGAUGGAGAUCGCUAAGAUGCUGGAAGCGAACACCAGCAUAGUGAAGUUUGGAUAUCACUUCACUCAGCAGGGCCCGCGGGCCAGAGCUGCGGCCGCCAUCACCAAGAACAACGACCUCGUGCGGCGGAGGCGUAUGGAGAGGGACGCGUAGCGGAUCGUCUCGUUCGUUCUCCUCCACUCUCGCUCUCUCUCUCUCUCUCUCCAUCUCUCCGGAUGAGUCCUGUGCCAAACUACGAGAGAGAGAGAGGCGUUCUAACCCUGAAUAAGGGACACAACUGGAAAACCCACCAUUUGGCUCUCAACCACCUGGAUUUGUUAUUAUAUUAUUAUCGUCAUCAUUGUUAUUGUUGUUGUUAUUGUUUUUACAGCUGUAAAUCUUUUUUUUUCUGUAGCUUAGUCAUUCCGUUUCAUUUUUUUU